AUGACAAAAAUAAACUCCUCUCUUCAUUCAUCGCGGAGAAAAUCGCGUCAUGCUUAUUUCAAUGCUCCGUCCAGUGUGCGAAGAACCAUGAUGAGUGCUCCGCUUAGCAAAGAGCUCCGUGAGAAGUACAACGUUCGAUCAAUUCCCAUCCGAAAAGAUGACGAAGUCUUAAUCGUAAAAGGGUCUAAUAAGGGACGUGAAGGCAAGAUAACCUCUGUAUACCGUCUAAAAUACGUUGUACACAUCGAACGUGUCGUAAAGGAAAAAUCUUCUAGUCAAUCUGUGCCCCUUGGAAUUCAUCCUUCUAAGGUUGUCAUAACAAAGUUGAAAAUCGACAAAGACCGAGAACAAAUUCUUGAACGCAUCAAGGUUGGCCGAGAAAAUAAAAAGAAGCAAAAAGAAGCAGCUCUUAAGGCGUAA
Blumeria graminis f. sp. triticale is the source of this 420-nucleotide messenger RNA. The record is from the annotation of a GenBank genome assembly. Lineage: Eukaryota; Fungi; Ascomycota; Leotiomycetes; Helotiales; Erysiphaceae.